Molecule: messenger RNA, 811 nt
Organism: Delphinapterus leucas (beluga whale)
Lineage: Eukaryota; Metazoa; Chordata; Mammalia; Artiodactyla; Monodontidae
Source: RefSeq, a predicted model, not a curated record
AUGACCAGCCCCUAUUAUAUUCAGAAUCACCUACUAAUGUGUAAGUCUCCUUAUUCGAUCCUGGAAACAGCCCUCAGAGGUGGGCACAGUGGGAAAAUCAUCUCUAUUUUACAGGGACGCGUCCCCUUUAAGGAGCCAACUCGCCGGCGGCGGCGGCCGGAAGUGUUGAAGCCGGGCCUGGCGGCGGCGGUGGCGGUAGCGGCCGUGGCGGCGUCUGCGCAUGCUCCGUCGCCCGCCCGCCCUGGCCGCUCGCCGCCCGCCCGCCCGACGGAGACGGGCGGGCGGGCGCGCAGGGGGCGGGGGGCUCCUGCCUCCGCGGGCGCCUCCCCACGCCCUGUGCGUGCCGCCGCCGCCGCCGGGGAGCGAGCGGACGUCGCGGCGCCGCGGGGGGGUGGGGGGACGCUGCCGCUGGGUCCGCCCGAGCAGCCGGGCCGCCCCCAGCGCGGCCGGCCGCGGCGCUCGGGUCCGGACCCCGGCCGAGAGCGGCCGGGGGCCGGCGAGCCUGGCGUUGGGGGGCCCCGGAGCCCCGGACCGAGGGGCCCGGAAGUCCUCGGCCGAGGGACCUGGAGGGGCCGGAGCGACUCCGGACUGGGAGGCCCGAACGCCCAGGACCCUGGGGAGGGGUCCGGGGAUCCAGGGAUAAUGAAUUGGAGAUCAAGACCAGAGAUUAGGGUACUGAUGAGAAGCAGCUGGAAAAAUCCAGCAACUGAUUUCAAGCUACCAACUUGAUGUCACUAAACUUGGAGUUGGGAAGAGAUGUGCACAGUUGGUUCUCAGGAGCUGGUAGAGCUGGCUCCAGCACACCAUGGGG